AUGGGUAUUAUUUUAACAGUGAUUACCUAUCAUCAGAAUAGUAUAUUAGAAGAUAUUCAUUUAAAUAGAACUGUGAAUCAAAUAUUAUUCUCAUCACUAUGGAAUAAUUCUUGGGAUAGUUUAAAACAAGAAAAUAAUUGGUCUCGUCAUCUUUAUUUAAUUCGUCAUGGAAAAUAUUUUCAAAAUGCUAAGAAUAUCAAGAAAAUGAAAUUAACUUCAUUAGGUAAAGAACAAAUAACAUAUACCGGAAAAUAUUUAAAUGAAAUGAAUAUAAAAUUUGAUCGUCUUAUUCAUUCGGGUAUGAUUCGUGCAUUACAAAGUGCAAUAAUAAUUAAUCAACAAUUAAAUUAUCCACUUAAAUUAAUCGAAGAUAAAAAUUUAGCUGAAGGUUUACCUGUUCUACCAAGUCCUUAUGUUAAUCUAACCCAACGGCAAAUUAAUUCUUAUAGUCAUAAACAAAGAAUGGAUGAAGCUUUCCGAACUUAUUUUCAUCGAGCCUAUUAUAAACAAUAUAAAGAUACACAUGAUAUUAUUGUAUUUCAUGCAAAUGUAUUACGAUACUUUAUUUGCAAAGUAAUGCAGUUUCCUAUUGCAUUCUGGUUAAAUAUAGAAUUAAAUCAUGGUUCGAUUACACAUAUAACUAUAUUAAGUAAUGGAAAUGUUAUUUUACAAAAAGUUGGUGAUAGUGGAUUUAUUCCAUCAAAUAAAUUGACAGUUUAA
Molecule: messenger RNA, 720 nt
Organism: Adineta steineri
Lineage: Eukaryota; Metazoa; Rotifera; Eurotatoria; Adinetida; Adinetidae
Source: the annotation of a GenBank genome assembly